UAUCAAGAAAAGUGCCUUGAGAUCAGGCAUCAUCAUAUCUUCCAGCUGUCUGUCAACACUUACUUGAAGACUGUGCAGUCUUUUUAACUGAUGAAGAACAAGCCUUUGUCUUCCUGUAAUUCUGAAGUGAAGUUGAGUCACCCAACAAGAAAAAAAAAAAAAAAACUAAGUCCAGUUAAAAUAUAGGCAUUAGGAAUAGAAUGCUGAAACAAACCUCUGGAUUGGCUUCAUUGGCUUUCCUGCUUCUUUUGCAUCCCAAAGCAUAAGCUUAAAUCAUCUCAGAAGGACAAGGUCCGCCAGUUUAUGGCCUUUACUCAGGCUGGCGAAAGAACCGCCAUCUACUGCUUAACACAGAAUGAGUGGAAACUAGACGUGGCCACCGACAACUUCUUCCAAAACCCAGACUCGUUCCACAAGGAAUCCAUGAAAAACACAGUGGACAAGAAGAAGCUGGAGCAGCUGUAUAACAGGUACAAAGACCCACAAGAUGAAAAUAAAAUUGGAAUUGAUGGGAUUCAACAGUUUUGUGAUGAUUUAAGCCUAGAUCCUGCCAGUAUCAGCGUUUUGGUUAUAGCAUGGAAAUUCAGGGCAGCAACUCAAUGUGAAUUUAGCAAAAAGGAAUUUGUAGAUGGCAUGACCGAGCUUGGGUGUGACAGCACAGAAAAGCUGAAAACUCUUCUACCAAGAUUGGAGCAAGAGCUUAAGGACACAGUGAAGUUUAAGGAUUUCUAUCAGUUUACUUUUACCUUUGCUAAGAACCCUGGGCAAAAAGGUUUAGAUUUAGAAAUGGCUGUUGCAUAUUGGAAUUUAGUAUUAUCUGGAAGGUUUAAGUUUUUAGAUCUUUGGAACACCUUUUUAUUGGAGCAUCACAAAAGGUCAAUCCCAAGGGACACUUGGAACCUGUUGCUGGAUUUUGGAAAUAUGAUUGCAGAUGACAUGUCUAACUAUGACGAAGAAGGAGCAUGGCCUGUUCUUAUAGAUGAUUUCGUAGAAUAUGCACGGCCCGUAGUCACAGGUGGCAAACACAGCCCUUUCUAGGCAGAAAAUGAACAUGGAUUAGGAUUGUAAAAUGAACUGCCACCUGCAAGGAGACAUUUUGGUCAGUUUCUGUGCACAUAUGUAACUGAUUUCAGAAGCCAUGGAACUGGAAUGACCAUCUCACUCUGCCUAAAGGAAACGGUGGCGGAGCCUGGACACCGUAGGAGACCCUCAGAAGAGAGCUGCUGUGGAAUGUCCGCAGAUGGGUUGCAUAGCUGUUGCUUUAGGAGAUUUCUGCAUGAUUUUUAUAUUUAUGAAAAAGUACUAGAGCCUGUUAGCAGGACUGCAGAGCAUGCUGAUAAUUCAUGAUUUCAGGUGAACACCAGCAGUUACCACAGUCCACUGAAUUAUAUUGUAAUUACACUUAAAAAAAGUAUUUGUGUCCUUGGUAGGAUAUUGUAUUUUUAUAAAGUCAAAGCUAAAGUGUGUGCCCAGAAGGAAAUGAUCUUGUGGAUUCUAACAUUUUUUUAAACUUGGUGCCAGGAAUUCAAGAUUUAUAUUUUUUGAAUUAUCAAAUAUCUAGAUUUAUCAGAUCUAUUUUUGUUUUAAUUUUCUCUAGAUGUUCAUCUGAAAAUCAUUUUAUAGUUCUUAAUAGCUAAUUAGUUUCCAAGGCGAUGGCACAUGUAUGUGAUAAUUCCAGGAAAGUUUUAUUUUAAACAGCUUGCAAGUCAACAGGUCUAUUUUACUUCCAAUAAUGUCAUUUGAACUUCCUAAGAAGUUUCGUAAAGUAUGUUUUUUUAAAGAAAUGUAUUUUAUUACACUUAAAAAGACAUUUUUCCAUGAAGAAUAUUUCUUUUAUGAAUGAUGAAUUAUAGAUUUAAAAAUCAAGUGAGUCGGUUCCUUUCACAUACCUGUAAUCUCCAUAAUGUCCUCUCUCCAGCCCUUCGUAUGGUUGUACACAUUUGGAAGCUAACAUACACAUUGUCCAAAAAAACCCAAAAACCGAACCAGAAACCUUCAUCUCAUUUGUGAGCUGCAGUCUUGUCUUUGCCUCACGUUGCCCUCCGAUUUUUCUGGUGUUUGCCUUGUCAAAGAGGACCGUCCCGCGGCACAGGGAUAGAUGGGAGUUUUGUCUGCAGUUUUGGAAAAUCACUGUGUGGACCCUACCUCCUAUUUGAGAAGAUCUUCCGCCAUGAGUGUGUCUGCUGCCCGGCCCGCAACCUGGUUUAGGAGACAAGUGAAUUGGGGUUAUUUCAGGACAGGAAAUUCACUCAGAUUUCCUGUAAAAAGAAGGUGUGCCUAAAAUGUGUCAUUUUGAUUUGACUUCCAAAAGUAUGAUUCACUGUGUUUUAGGAAGUGCCCAUGUGCAACACAAGGUUUGUGUAUACUUACUCUAUGUGAACUAUUUAUACUUUUGAAUAGAAGUCUUUCAAAGAGGGCAGCAGGCAGUGGAGGAUUGGAAAGGGGGCUGUGGCCUGGAGACCACAGGCUAAGCUGGGGUUGCCCGCCCAUGACCAGGUGCAGGACCCAGGUAAGUCACUUCACCUCUCCCAGGCUGCCACUUCCAUGUCUAUAAAAGAAAAAGCAAGGCCAGCUCUAUCUGUAAGUCUGUGAUUCUCAGAGAGCAUUUAUUUAUAUAAUGAAAGCUAGCUUUAAUAAAAACUUCAACAAAUAUAAAGCAUCCUUCAGGCUUCAUGCAUUCUUGACAUGUAAAUGUUCUGCUCAGAGACUUAUUCUUAAGAUUUAAAGUUAUAUGAGGAAAAAAUGUUCUAUGGGCUCAUUAGAUAUCAAAACAUUAGUAAUUGGACUAAGGGUCUUCAAAAAACUGUGGGUUUCUUUUUCUCCUAUGAUAUACAUUUAAGUCAUGCAUGCCAUGAAAGUGCUAAGAACUUUGGAAACAUUAAAAUAAAUUAUUUUCUCUGG
Eptesicus fuscus (big brown bat) is the source of this 2901-nucleotide messenger RNA. It is a transcript of the gene DCUN1D2, whose product is annotated as defective in cullin neddylation 1 domain containing 2. Lineage: Eukaryota; Metazoa; Chordata; Mammalia; Chiroptera; Vespertilionidae. The transcript is spliced from 7 exons. Gene Ontology annotation, cellular component: ubiquitin ligase complex. The record is from RefSeq and is a predicted model, not a curated record. Gene Ontology annotation, biological process: positive regulation of ubiquitin-protein transferase activity; protein neddylation. The coding region runs from base 304 to 1038 and encodes 244 amino acids. Gene Ontology annotation, molecular function: ubiquitin-like protein binding; cullin family protein binding; ubiquitin conjugating enzyme binding.